This is a messenger RNA of Durio zibethinus, 1916 nucleotides long. RefSeq names its product protein LIGHT-DEPENDENT SHORT HYPOCOTYLS 3-like. Gene Ontology annotation, biological process: mRNA transcription; response to light stimulus. Lineage: Eukaryota; Viridiplantae; Streptophyta; Magnoliopsida; Malvales; Malvaceae. Gene Ontology annotation, cellular component: nucleus. The record is from RefSeq and is a predicted model, not a curated record.
CAGAGUUCCCUCUCUCUCUCUCUCUCUCUCUCUUAAGUUAAGAAUGCCAUUAAUAAUCAUAAAAACCCAUUAACAAAGUAAUAUAGAUAUCUUUGUUCCACAUUUUUUUAGAAAAAAAAAAAAACCCAAAGCACUUAGCAAUAUAUUUCAGAAAAACAAGAUUCCCCCACUGCUGCAAAGUUUUCUACUAUCGCUCCAAACUAAGAAAAACUCUGCUGUGUGAGAAAGAUAUUCUCUCUCUCUCUCUCUUCCCAUCAAUCUAAUCAGAUCAUCCACUACUCUUAUCUCUACCAAUCCCAAAUCAUAAAAAUUAGUACUUCAACUUCAAAAGUUCCAUUCUAGCUCCUCAAAAAAGGAAAUGUGUAAUAUAUAUCAAUCAAUAAUCUGCAGGGUCUUACUUUCUUUUUAUUAAGCACUAGUGCUUUGUUUUAAUUUUUUUUUUCUCCUGACUGUGUUGUUUUCAUGUCAACAGUGACAUCUGCCAGAAAGUAGACUUAUGUGAUAGCAAGCUGAAGGAGUUAUAAGAAACCAAAGUUUUCAGUUCCUUCACUUGUCUUCAACGGUUUCAACUUUGCUUUGCUCUCUUUCUUUGCUUUCUUUCUUUUUUAUUUUUUUUCUUUGUUAGGUCUAUAUUAGGCUGUCUUAUGGUCACUGAAAAGAGUUUUUCUCAUCACCCAAAAGGAAAGGAAAACCCUAGUUAAGAUCGAAAGUAGUUGAAAGAAAGAAGAGAAACAUCCCAUCAGCACCAUCACCGCAAAGACGACCAACACAUCUUUUUUAUAUCCCAAUUUAAUAAAACCCAAUAAUAGUUUUAUAGUUGUAGAAUACCUAUUAAAAACCGUCCUCUUUCCAGCGAUUCAAUUAGAGAAAUGGAUAGCUCCAAGUCCGAAAACGCCAGCCUCAUCAACGUUAGCCAUGACGGUGCCACUUCACUUGCAUCAUCGUCUUCUUCAAGCUCUAGCCGCUACGAGAACCAAAAGCGCCGUGACUGGAACACCUUUGGGCAGUACCUGAAGAAUCAUAGGCCCCCACUUUCUCUGUCCAGGUGCAGUGGAGCUCACGUCCUGGAAUUCCUUCGCUACCUUGACCAAUUCGGCAAAACCAAAGUCCACACUCCAAUCUGCCCCUUCUAUGGCCACCCAAACCCACCAGCCCCUUGCCCAUGCCCACUUCGUCAAGCCUGGGGUAGCCUUGAUGCUCUCAUCGGCCGCCUCCGAGCUGCCUUUGAAGAAAAUGGAGGAAAACCUGAAGCAAACCCAUUUGGGGCACGAGCUGUGAGGCUUUAUCUUCGUGAGGUUCGUGAUUCGCAGUCAAAAGCAAGAGGGAUUAGCUAUGAGAAGAAGAAGCGUAAGCGACCACCAGCUCAACAAAUCCCAACUCUGCCACUGCCACCACCGCCAGGUGCAAGUUAAAAAUAUGCAUCAGCAAAAUAGCAGUUUACUCUAUCUAGCAUACGAGUAAAUGUUUCUCCUGGUUGCUCCUAAUUGCUUGAUCUAUGUGGGGUAGCUUUCUUUAGUUUUUCCAUCAGUUAUAUGGUAUUAUUUUAAGAUAUCAGUAUAUUUUUAAGGGUAGUUUUACUUUCCUAUGCUUUCUGUUUGCCGUUAGAGUGGUAAAAAUUGGUAAUGCUUUAGAAAUUUUGGGGGAUUCCUUGAAUCUACUUUUGAUGCAAACAGUGUUAGUAUCCUCGGUAAGGACUAGUAGUAGUACUAAAAAAAGUCAUUCUAAGAGUGAUUGUACUAGCAGUUUGUUGCCUAAGUGGAACUGAGAGCAUCUAAUUGCUCAUGGGUUUUAUUUACUUUGAGUAGUCAUGUAUGCCAAACCAUAUUUAUUUGCACUUCAUCUCUCCGUAUCUCUCCUCGUUUUAACCUCAUUUGCUUUCCAAUUCUUUUAAUGAGGGUGUUGGCAAGUCCAUUCAU